This is a messenger RNA of Oldenlandia corymbosa var. corymbosa, 756 nucleotides long. The record is from the annotation of a GenBank genome assembly. NCBI's taxonomy places the organism in Eukaryota, Viridiplantae, Streptophyta, Magnoliopsida, Gentianales, Rubiaceae.
AUGGCGUUGCGAUUAUCCAUCUGCUUUUUUACACUCUGCCUUUUAACACUAAUCUCUUCUUAUUCAUAUGGAACUCAACUUUUUCUGGUGAACAACUGCAGCGAGAGCAUAUGGCCAGGAAUUCUAGCCCACCAAGGCUACGCAACUCCUAACAAUGGCGGAUUCCAUCUCUCUCGUGCCCAACAAGUUCUCAUUGAGACACCCCAACACUGGUCUGGGCGAAUCUGGGGAAGGCGAGGAUGUUCUUUCGACAACAAUGGAGUCGGUUCGUGUCAAACUGGAGAUUGCGGUGGUCGCCUGGAGUGCCGAGGUGCUGGAGGCGAACCUCCCGCCACAUUAGUACAAAUGACGUUAGGGACUCUGCAGAAUCCGGUGCAUUACUAUGAUGUGAGUCUGGUUGAUGGUUUCAACCUUCCCAUUUCUAUGGUUCCGGUUGACUAUCCCUGUGGCGGUGAUCAUAGCUGUGGCACUGCUGCCUGCGAGGAAGAUUUGAACGCCGCCUGUCCGGCAUACUUGGCGAUUCAACAAGAUAACAAAGUGUUGGGAUGCCAGAGUGAUUGUCUGGCCACGAAAGCGCCUGAAUACUGCUGCACCAGUGUCUAUAGCAACACCCAAAACUGCAAACCGUCAAUUGCUGCAAGAGUGUUCAAGGCUCUUUGUCCCCGGGCGUAUUCUUAUGCUUAUGAUGAUUCCACUUCACUUAACAAGUGCAGAGCACUGCGGUAUGUGCUGACAUUUUGCCCUUCCAAGGCAUAA